UAUGCAUCCUGGCUCGUAGAUAUUUCCAAUGGAUGGAGAAGAGCCUUUGCCCUCCUACGAAGGCCUAGCCGCGGCCUUCGCAAAGGCAAAAGCGCAGAAGGAGAAGGAGGAAUCGCAAGGUCUCAAGCCAACAGUGGGGAAUGCUGCGGCAGCCAACAAGCAAGGAGAAGUUCACUUCAAGGCUGCGCAUGGCAUUAUAGUAGCUUUUUUCUCUUGGAUACUUCUACUCCAUGUCCUAGGCAUAUACCUGUUCACAAGUGGCUUCCUCCUCACCCGCUUGGUCCUCGAUCAGAAGUCGGAAUGCGAUGUUCCACCGAUAGACUUGAUAUCUUACACUUCCGGCUCCUCCGAGUCAGGAUGCUGGCAUCCUAAGACAUUCGACAAAGCAAUUGUUAUCCUCAUAGACGCACUACGUUACGAUUUCACAGUACCCUUCCGUCCUACCGCGGGCGAACAACCGCAACAUUUCCAUAAUGCACUCCCCGUUCUUUACGACACAGCCGUCACGCAGCCCCAGAAUGCGUUCCUGCUACCGUUCAUUGCCGAUCCACCAACAACCACAUUGCAACGAUUGAAGGGACUUACAACGGGAACACUUCCAACGUUCGUUGAUGCAGGUUCAAACUUCGCAGGAAACGCAAUCGACGAGGAUAAUCUGCUGGCGCAAUUGCGCAAUGCCAGCAAAAGAAUCGUUCAUCUAGGUGAUGAUACGUGGCAUGCGCUUUUCCCUGACUACUUCGAGCCCAAUCUUACACAUGCGUAUGAUUCGUUCAAUGUCUGGGACCUGCAUACCGUCGAUAAUGGUGUUACUGAGCACAUCUUCCCCCUCAUGCAACCCUCCAAUGCGAGCAAGUGGGACGUAAUCAUUGGCCACUACCUUGGAGUGGACCAUGCAGGCCACCGUUACGGACCGGAUCACCCUGCGAUGACAGCAAAGUUAAACCAGAUGGACGAAACGAUUCGAAAGAUGAUAGCCAACAUUGACGACGAUACUCUGCUUGUUGUUAUGGGUGAUCAUGGCAUGGAUUCGAAAGGCGACCAUGGAGGGGAGUCUGAUGAUGAGAUCCAGGCCGCACUUUGGAUGUAUUCCAAGAAAGGAGUCUUUGGUCGCAGCUCUCCGGCAAAUAAGAUCCCGCCGGCGACAGCAAAGGAAAGGCCGGUAGGACAGAUCGACUUGGUUCCCACCCUUUCCCUCUUACUCGGUUUGCCAGUGCCUUUCAACAACCUUGGCACCCCAAUUGAAGAGGCCUUCAUUGGAGCUCAAGGAGAGGACUACGAAACUUUGGCCAAUGUGAAUCGGUUGGUGUCAGCACAGAUUCAACGCUAUCAGUUUGAAUAUGCUCUUGCACGUGGACAAGACGAAAGCACCAGGGCAAGCUCCUUGAAGCUAUGGACCGUUGCCAAUGAUGGCUGGGACCUGUUGAUGAGAAAUGGGAGAGCUAGUCGUGAUCAUCAAAGAUCGAUCUACGAGAGUUUCAAAGCAUAUCAAAGCGAAACUCUCAGCAUUUGCCGCGCUUUGUGGGCAAGAUUUGAUGUACCGAGAAUGUUGAAUGGAGUCACAAUACUUGUCUUCACCCUGAUCACACUUGGUAUCUAUUCUCGCGGCUUGGAUGGAGACCGAACUGAGCUUACACCGGCUCUGCUGAUUCGAGGCGCUGUUGGCACUUUGGUCGGUGCUGGUGCUGGUGUAGGUGUUACCUUCGCAGCUCCAGACCUUUCUCGUGACCACGUCGUGGUUUUCUCGACAGCCGUAGGCAGCCUCCUUGGGGUCGCUACCGCUUUCUGGUACAUUAGGCGCCGACUUAUACUCCCAAUUCCGUCUUCGAUUUGGUCAUGGAUCAGUAUCAUCUUCACACUUGCAUUGUCAGCGGGUUUUGCUGCCAAUUCCUUCACGAUCUGGGAAGAUGAGAUCCUUCUCCAUUUCCUCACGACCUUCGGUGUUCUGGCAACACUGUCGUCCAUACGACAGAAAAACAACAUUGAUCGGGCGCUUGGAUGCUAUCACUCAAUUCUCUUCAUCGUCCUCACUAGGCUUGCUUCGAUGUCACGUCUAUGUCGAGAAGAACAAAUGCCGUAUUGCAAGUCCACAUACUAUGCAUCCGCUACCUCUUCAACCUCAGCAACAUGGCAAUUGGCAAUCCCAUUCGCUGUAGCAUUGUUGUUGCCAAGCUUCAUUCGCUCUUACUACGAGAAUACAGGCAACUUCCAAGGAUCAGCUAUCACCUGGUUAGACAUCGCACUCCGCUUUGGGCUCCUCCUCAGUGCAGCAUUUUGGACCUUAGAUGCUGCCGACGAUGGUGAUUGGUAUCCAGGCUACGGUGAGGUUCUUAAGACUACCAAAGUCAUAAUAGCACAAAUCACGCUUGCAAUUGCCGUAGCGUUUGGUUACUCAACCUUUACAUGGGCAAAGCCUUUCCUCACUAUUGAGACAAAAGCCCGUGAGGCUGUGAAACCUGGCGAGCAGAUCGUCGCAGACGGCGGCUCAUCCGCAAUUACCAUUUUGGGAUACUCUAACGUCCACGGCUCCCGGUAUGCCUUCCUCAUCACUAUGUGGUUCUUGGCAAUCAGUCUCGUUCAAAAGCCCAUGGGCGCCGGUGCAAUCGCCGUCGCAACAUGGCAGAUUUUCUCCCUCCUCGAAAUCAUCGACACCAACAAACUCUCCGACUCCCCCAUCGGGCCCAUUGUCCUCGGACUUCUGGGUUCAUUCCAUUUCUUCAAGACAGGCCACCAAGCCACCAUUGCCAGCGUUCAAUGGGAAUCCGCCUUCAUCCCCCUCCGCACCAUCAAAUACCCCUGGACUCCCGUCCUGAUCAUCCUCAACAGCUUCGGCGCACAGAUUCUCUGCGCGAUUGCCGUGCCCGCCGUCGUGCUCUGGAAACAGCCUCCCAAGAAGCGCGGCCUCCUCGGCGACGUCGCAAAGGCCGUUGGUACACACCUCCUCUUCUACGCAGUCAUCAACCUUGCCACCACCAUGUGGGCAGGGCACCUGAGGAGACAUCUGAUGCUUUAUCGCAUCUUCAGCCCUCGCUUUAUGGUUGGUGCGCUCGUGUUACUUGCCGUGGACUUCGUAGCAAUAUUCGUCGCCAUUGUAGGUACGCGGAUGAGCUUCAUAAGCGUAGCCGAAGUUUUCGGAUGGUAGAUGGGCACUGUUCCUUUCGUGUCCUACCUCCUUCGUCCUCUCAUCAUUUAUGUCAUUGUAUUAUCCAUGUAGAUACAUGACAUCUAGUACCAAAAGUACCUGAAUCUUGUCCUCAGUAGACCAUCCAAAAAAAAGGGUUCAAAAUCCCCCAUCUACGCAGCAUGUGUUACACCGUUGCAUGCAAAGCGUAGGCGUAUUCUAGAUAGUAAGCCAGUAUCGCCCUCGUCGAUUCGCGACCUAAGCAGCUCGCUUUCAUUAUGCAGAUUCCCUAAUAUGAUUCCAUCG
Molecule: messenger RNA, 3424 nt
Organism: Aaosphaeria arxii CBS 175.79
Lineage: Eukaryota; Fungi; Ascomycota; Dothideomycetes; Pleosporales
Exons: 2
Coding region: 29-3139 (1036 amino acids)
Biological process (GO): GPI anchor biosynthetic process
Cellular component (GO): endoplasmic reticulum membrane
Molecular function (GO): mannose-ethanolamine phosphotransferase activity
Source: RefSeq, a predicted model, not a curated record